Molecule: messenger RNA, 1813 nt
Organism: Hemibagrus wyckioides
Lineage: Eukaryota; Metazoa; Chordata; Actinopteri; Siluriformes; Bagridae
Exons: 3
Coding region: 46-1242 (398 amino acids)
Source: RefSeq, a predicted model, not a curated record
UUUGUUUUGAGUUACUUGGCAACCCUGAUCUAAACUCACGGAACUAUGAUGGCGCUGGAGAGCUGUAUAGCAUUUUUAUUAGCCGAUGAAUUAGACGCUGAAGAAUACACACAUUUUCAAACAUCUCUCAAAACACAAGGGAUUGGCUCAAUUCAUCCACACAGAAAUGAGGAUGAUGAUGAGGAUGAUGAUAAUGAGGAUGAUGAGGAUGAUGAAGGCAAAAAGAGCUACUUCAGUGCUACAGUUCCCAGUCUGUCUGUGCUGGAUUUCCAGAAAUGUUUUCAGCUCACACAACCUCAGGUUGAAGAGUUGGUGAACUUACUGUCACCUUGCGACUGGGCGACGCGUAAGUUUGAUGGCUGGACCGUGACGCAUGCGGUGUUGGCGAGUCUGUGGACUCUUUCCACUCUGGAGUCUUACAGCGGCGUCGCAGCGCGUUUUCGCACCAGCGAGUCUCUCGUUCGCUUCCAGUUAAACGACUUCUGCUGCCUGAUCACAAAAAACUUCUCUGAUCAGAUUCGCUGGCCUAAGUGGAAAGAAGCGGAAGCCUCCGUAUCCGGGUUCCUGACCGACGUCGGGCUUCCUGGUACUGUUUGUGUGCUCGGUUCCUGCUCGGUUCCCAUCGACCGGCCUGCCGAUGUUCCUGAUCCGGAGGUGUAUCGAAACUCUUGCGGAAACACAUAUUCUGUAACUCUCUUAGCUUUUUGUAACCAUCAGGGCUGCUUCACAUUUGUCAGCGCCGAGUAUCCAGGAAGCUGGCAUAACUCCAGAGUCCUUCUAGAGACUGAGAUCGGAAAAGCGAUACGUGAAGAUCCUCUGAACCUUCUCCACGGCAAGCACGUGAUCGGAGACGUCACCUUUCCUCUGUCGGAACAUCUCCUCACACCAUUUCCGGAUUACGGGAUGCUGGGAGAGAAGAAGCUGCGUUAUAAUUUAAGAGUCCAGGCGGCUCUUCAUGUGGUCCGAGGAUCCCUGAAUAGUCUAAGGUCCAGGUUUCAGAGGCUCAGGUGUUUGCAAAUGAGUUCUGUGGGCCAGAGCGCUCUGGCUGUGAGGACAUGCUGUAUCUUAUAUAACAUGUAUGUAGAGACCGAUAAUGCUACCUCAGCUCAGAGCUUAGAGGAGCAGGCGGAGGUUCAGCUGCCGUUUCACGAACUCCCUCACGGACACUCGGGGAGUCUCGGAGGAAUCUCUAAAAGACAGGACAUCGCCGCGUCACUCGGACGGAAGACUAAAAAACGGUGACAGAAAGAUAUACCUGUAUAUUUAAUUAAGACUCUGACAGCUGUGUUAGUGACUUUCAGUCUGUCAGAAAAUGUUCCUGUUCCAACAUGACUGCACACCAGUGCACAAAGCAAGGUCCAUAAAAGCAUGGAUGAGGUGUGGAGGAACUUGACUGGCCUGCACAGAGUCCUGACCUCAACCCAGUAGAACACCUUUGAGAUGAAUUAGAGCGGAGACUGCAAGCCAGGUCUUCUCGUCCAUCAGUAGUGCCUGACCUCUCAAAAGGAAUGGUCAAAAAUUCCCAUAAACACACUCCUAAACCUUGUGGAAAGCCUUCCCAGAAGAGUUGAAGCUGUUAUAGCUGCAAAGGGUGGGACAACUCCAUAUUACAUUCAUGUGCAUGUAAAAACAGAUGUCCUAAAACUUUUGGCAAUAUAGUGUACAUGCCAUUUGGUUUUUAUGGAUUUUUCUAUGUCUGUUUUAUUUAAUGUUUUUUAUAAAUAAAUCUAAAUCUUCUUGCUAUUACAUUGGACUGUCUGUGGAUGUGAAGGAACUGAUGAAUAAUAAACACGAUGCUACCCUCCUGUGGUAA